Molecule: messenger RNA, 615 nt
Organism: Lecanosticta acicola
Lineage: Eukaryota; Fungi; Ascomycota; Dothideomycetes; Mycosphaerellales; Mycosphaerellaceae
Source: the annotation of a GenBank genome assembly
AUGAAACGACUCGGCCGCGAAGACAUCGGCGUCCGGGUGCCUGGAGAAGACGCAUACAUUGGAACUCUGAACGUGUACCACGAGAUCCAUUGCUUGGUAUGUUCUUUCACGAUCACAAUCAGCCGGAGUGAAGUAUAGAGAGCUGAUGAGUCCAGAAACGCAUCCAUCAGUACAUGUAUCAAGACACAUACUUUCCCGGGAUCGAUGACAAGCAACGCGAAAUGAACCGACUUCACAACGGUAAGAGAGGUCUCCCCUCUUCCUUGAUCGGAUCCGCUGAUUGAUAUGACACGCAGAGCAUUGCAUCGACUUUCUGAGACAGAGUGCUAUGUGUCAUGGCGACGUUGGCCUCAUCACCUUUGAGUGGAGUCCUUCGAAUCGCAUCCCGGUCGCCAACGCCACGACACAUCAAUGUGUCGACUGGAACCGGUUGGACAAAUGGACCAAACAGCGAUCGCUGGACAUGUUGAAGCCUGGCUGGCUAGUCCAUCCGACUCUUGGUAAGGCAUAUCCAAUCCGUGUGAUGUUCAUCAGAGACUGACGAUGACGUUUCUUGUAGGGCUUGCAUAUCCGCAGGGCGAAGGCGACAACAUUGGUGCUGCAGCUUCUCCGUAG